AUGCUGGCAGGAGCAGAGAGGGAUGGUGCUGGUCCUGGUGCUGGUGUUGCUGGUGAUGGUGAUGGUGGUGGUGCUGACACUGCAGGCGUGACACAAGGGCUGAAAGAUAGACUGGAACAAGAUAGACUGGAACAAGAUAGACUGGAACAUGAUAGACUGGAGCAUGGGUCCGUGCCUCAAGACACGUCUGCGACUGCAAGUGCUGAUAGUGGUGGGGGUGCUGCUGGCGAGACUUCUUUUGCCACUGCUGAUGGGCGUGGUGAUGUGGGAGGAGAGGAGGGAGCUUGCAAGCAAGAGGAGACAUCAUCACAAGACCAUCAACCAGCAUCCUCCAUGCAGCACGAACAAGUGCAACAAAAACCUUCAGAAGCAGCAUCGGAACCGUCACACCGUCGGCGUGGGAUCGGCGGUGGCGUUGGUGGGGGGAGUGGCUCUGCAGCAUCGUUCCAGGUGACUGCCUACUUCGCCAAACAGUUUGACGCGCUCCGCCGCAAGUGCUGCUCUCCCUUCCCCCCAGCCACCGCCACUGCCUCAUCCGGCCAGCAGAAGGCUGUAGCUGACACAGGAGAAGGGGCAGCAGGGUCGGCAGGGGCAGCGGGGGCGGCAGGGGCAGGGGCGGCAGGGGAAGGGGUGGUGGACGGGAGUGGCGAUGUGGAGUUUGUGCGGUCGCUGUGCCGCUGCAAGCGCUGGAGUGCCGAGGGCGGCAAGAGCUCCGUGUAUUUCGCCAAGACUGCGGACGACCGUUUUGUCAUCAAACAGGAAAUACUGGCGUUUCUGGACUUUGCCAACGACUACUUCAAGCACCUGUUUGACGCCAUCGAGUCCAGCAACCCCUCCUGCCUCGCCAAGAUCCUCGGCCUCUACCAGGUGGGGUCGGAUAAUAUCGCUCUCUGCUUUUUGCUCUCUGCUCUCCCCUUUCCCUUCCUCUCUCCUCUCUGCACUCUCCUCUCUGCACUCUCCUCUCUGCACUCUCCUCUCUGCACUCUCCUCUCUGCACUCUCCUCUCUGCACUCUCCUCUCUGCACUCUCCCUCCGCUCCCUCUAUGCACUCUCCUCUCUGCACUCUCCUCUCUGCACUCUCUCUCCACUCUGCACUCUCCUCUCUGCACUCUCCUCUCUGCACUCUCCUCUCUGCACUCUCCUCUCUGCACUCUCCUCUCUGCACUCUCCUCUCUGCACUCUCCUCUCUGCACUCUCCUCUCUGCACUCUCCUCUCUGCACUCUCCUCUCUGCACUCUCCUCUCUGCACUCUCCUCUCUGCACUCUCCUCUCUGCACUCUCCUCUCUGCACUCUCCUCUCUGCACUCUCCUCUCUGCACUCUCCUCUCUGCACUCUCCUCUCUGCACUCUCCUCUCUGCACUCUCCUCUCUGCACUCUCCUCUCUGCACUCUCCUCUCUGCACUCUCCUCUCUGCACUCUCCUCUCUGCACUCUCCUCUCUGCACUCUCCUCUCUGCACUCUCCUCUCUGCACUCUCCUCUCUGCACUCUCCUCUCUGCACUCUCCUCUCUGCACUCUCCUCUCUGCACUCUCUCUCUCUCUGCACUCUCCUCUCUCCUCUCCCCUCUCUCCUCUCUCCUCGCUCCUCUCUCCUAUCUUUGCCCUAUAACCUUCCAUCCCGUGCAUGCGUGUGUGAGCAGCAUUCUCACAUCAACUCCCCUUUUCCCCCGUCUCUUUCCCAUUCUCUUCCCUCCUCCUCUCUUCUCCUCGCCUCAGGUACUGCUAGACGAGAACCUGCUAGAAGCCAUGCCCACGUCGCCCAUCUUCGUAGGGAAGCGGUCCAAGCAGCUGCUGGAGCGCGCUGUGUGGAACGACACGGCAUUCCUCGCGAAACACGCCAUCAUGGACUAUUCUCUGCUCGUAGGGGUAGAAGAGGAGCGCUCAACACUGGUGGUGGGCAUAAUCGACUUCAUCCGCCCCUACACGUGGGACAAGCAGCUGGAAACAUGGGUCAAAGCGUCUGGACUGCUAGGGGGAGGCGGGGCGGGCAAGGACUCUACUCCUACGGUGAUCUCUCCUUCUAACUACAAGAAACGGUUCCGGAAGGCCAUGCAGACGUACUUUGUGAUGGUGCCCGAUCAGUGGGUGCCGCGGGUUCCGGAGAUUGCGACUACGGCUGCUGUGAGUGCCGGGGAUUGCCACCACAACUGCUGGUGUGGUCGUGCCUGCUGUGCUGCCGUCUAG
Molecule: messenger RNA, 2184 nt
Organism: Closterium sp. Yama58-4
Lineage: Eukaryota; Viridiplantae; Streptophyta; Zygnematophyceae; Desmidiales; Closteriaceae
Source: the annotation of a GenBank genome assembly